Molecule: messenger RNA, 456 nt
Organism: Penicillium odoratum
Lineage: Eukaryota; Fungi; Ascomycota; Eurotiomycetes; Eurotiales; Aspergillaceae
Exons: 2
Coding region: 1-456 (151 amino acids)
Source: RefSeq, a predicted model, not a curated record
AUGAGCGGAAAGAGUGUGGCUCUGAUCGGAGCAGGAUCAACUGGAAUUCAAAUUCUACCCCAAAUUCAACCCUAUGCCAAGAGCGUUGAUCACUAUGUUAGUGGAAAGACCUGGAUUUCUCCGGUUGGAUUUGGAAGCGAGGAGCUAAAGGAGCGCGGCGUGUCCAGUGGGAACUUCAAACACCCCAAAGAGGAGCUGAAGAAAUGGAAGAAUGACCCCAGCACUUAUCACGCCUGGCGGCAUAAAAUUGAGAAAACUGUCAAUGGUGCGGCUUUGAUCACCAUCUUUAGCACUGAGACCCAGCAGGGAUUUCAACAGAUGAAUCAAGAAGCGAUGAGAAACAAACUGGAGAAAAAGCCAGAGAUCAUGGAGGCACUUGACCCUAAAUGGCUCCAGGUUGUCGUCGACUUACCCCCGGUCCAGGUUACUUGGAGGCUCUCGUGGAAGACAAUGUGA